Molecule: messenger RNA, 4237 nt
Organism: Lepisosteus oculatus (spotted gar)
Lineage: Eukaryota; Metazoa; Chordata; Actinopteri; Semionotiformes; Lepisosteidae
Gene: itga2b
Product: integrin, alpha 2b
Biological process (GO): integrin-mediated signaling pathway; angiogenesis; cell-matrix adhesion
Cellular component (GO): external side of plasma membrane; integrin complex
Molecular function (GO): integrin binding
Source: RefSeq, a predicted model, not a curated record
UUCAGCUGGUUGACGGAAAUCCCCUCAGAUAAGUCCCGCAAAUGGUCUUAUACCACUGAGAGCUGACAGAAGGCUCAACACACCGAAGCCAAGCGGCGCAACUCUGAAGAUGGCGAGGGGGUGUAAUGGUUAUCGAUCGCAGGGCGCGCGCCUCCUCUGUGCCGCAGGACCCCUGCUCUUUGCAGCUCUUCUCUGCACAACCUCCGGCAUAAACAUUGACCUCAAGACCCCGUCUAUCUACACCGGGCCAGAGGGGAGCUAUUUUGGGUUUUCGGUGGAUUUUUAUCAGACAAGUAACAACUUAGUUCAUGUGGUCGUUGGGGCUCCCAAGGCCAACACAAGCCAGCCUGGCGUGACAGAGGGGGGUUCAGUGUUCCUCUGCUCCUGGCCACCACAGGGAGGAACAUGUGAUGUUUUGCCUUUUGACAUGAAAGGUGAUGGUACUUACAAAUUUGGGCAUCUGACUUUAACAGAGCAUAAAUCCCACCAGUGGUUUGGAGCAAGUGUGCGAUCCAAACAAGAUCUCAUUGCGGCUUGUGCUCCUCUCUACGAAUGGAACGUCGAGGAUCUGGGCGACACUUCAGGAAAAACGCCAGUGGGGAUUUGCCAGAUCCUGGAUAUGAAGUCUAACACGUGGGCGGACUACUCCCCCUGCAGGAAGACCAACACAGAAACGUUCUACGACCACAACAGAUACCGUGGAGACCGCCGAUACUGUGAAGCUGGGUUUAGCUCUGAUAUUACACAGGAUGGGAAGAUUUUACUGGGGGCUCCUGGGGGCUAUUUCUUUCAAGGCCAGAUCAUCGCGGCCAACAUGUCGGAGAUCUUCAGAGUCUUCUCACCUCAAAAUCCAAUCCGCACCAUGAGUACAGAGACUCUCUCCUUGGAAUACCAGGAAAGCGAAUACGAUGAGUACUACGGCUACUCCACGGCAGUAGGAGAAUUCACAGGGGACUCAACGCCAGAUUAUGUAGUGGGCGUUCCAAAUGACAGACACACAGCUGGUUCUGUGAAAAUCUACAAUGGAAUGUCAUCUUACAUUUUGUAUAUAAUCCACACUUUCCACGGCACCCAGGUAGCGUCCUUCUUUGGUCAUAGUGUGGCUGUGACUGACAUUAACAAUGAUGGGAGAGACGACGUCUUGAUCGGGGCGCCUCUCUUCAUGGAGCACCAGUCAGACAAGAAGCUGCACGAGGUCGGCCAGGUGUCCCUGUUCCUGCAGCGGCAGCUCGGCGCUUUCUCCGAGAAGCCCACCCAGAGGCUGACGGGCGGGGCUGUGUACGGCCGGUUUGGGACGUCCAUCGCCCCCCUGGGAGAUAUCGAUCAGGAUGGCUUUAACGAUAUAGCUGUGGGGGCCCCCUUUUCCGCAGGAGAGGGGCGUGUGUUUAUCUUCAUGGGUCAGAGUGACGGGCUGAGGGCGCAGUACGCUCAGCUGCUCGAGAGCCCGUUCCCCUCACAUGCUUUGCCUGCAGCGUUUGGGUUCGCCCUGAGGGGAGGAACUGACAUCGAUGACAACGGCUACCCAGACCUCGUUGUUGGAGGGUGGGGUGCUGGCAGAGUUGCUGUGUACAGAUCCCUGGCAGUCAUUAGGGCCAAAGCCACCCUGUCCCUCAGCCCCAGUGUCCUCAAUCCUGAAGAAAAGAAAUGCCAUCUUCCAAAGACCAGCAUAUCUGUGUCCUGUUUUAACAUCACGAUGUGUGUAAGUGUGUCAGGGAAAAACAUACCAGAACAGAUAGACCUGGACACGGAGGUCAAUUUGGACCGAAUGAAACAGAGAUUGCACAGAAGGACUCUGUUCCUGGACUCUAACCAGCCACAGGAUCGAUUUAAUAUGUCUAUAAAGAGAAACACUGGAUUGAUGUGCAAGACCUUUACUGCAUACCUUAGGGACGAGUCGGAGCUGAGAGACAAGCUGAGCCCCAUUUUCAUCAGCCUGAAUUAUAGCUUCGUUGACUCUCGCUCGCCAGUGGCUGUUCUGCAUGGGCAGAAGGCUGCAGUCGUCCAGACUCGGAUUGUCCUGGACUGCGGCCCUGAUAACAUUUGCAUUCCAGACCUGAGGCUCUCUGCUGCCAUGCAGAUGGAGCGACUUCUAAUCGGAGAUGACAACCCAGUGCUGCUGACCAUCGGCGCAGAGAACCGGGGGGAGGGAGCCUAUGAGACAGAGCUGUACAUCUGGCCCCCACCUCACACACAUUACCAGGGCGUGCUAAGGCAAAGAGAGGGUUUCAGCGGGCUGAUGUGUAAUCAGAAGAAGGAGAACAGGACGGUGGUGGUGAUGUGCAAUUUGGGGAACCCAAUGAAAACAGGGGAGAAGCUGAACGCGGGUCUCUACUUCAGUGUCGGCAACUUGGAAGAGGCGGGGAGCAGCGUGUUGUUUCAAUUGCAGAUAAAAAGCAAAAACAGUCAAAGUCCAAACAGCAACAUGGUCUCUCUGAGAGUCAAUGUCAGCGCAGUGGCCCAUCUGGAAUUACGAGGGGGUUCUUCUCCAGCUGAGCAGGUCCUGCCUAUAGCAAAGUGGGAGCCAAAGGAACCCCCUCAAGUCAUCGAUGACAUCGGACCACUGGUGGAGCAUGUGUAUGAACUACAAAACCUGGGCCCGAGCACAGUCAAUGCCAGAGUGGAGGUGGAGUUCCCCACUCAUUACCAGGGCGAGCUCCUGCUCUACGUCUUUGCCAACGCCUCCGAGGAGCACCUGACGUGCUUCUCCGCCUCUCCCGAGAUCGACACUCUGAAACUGGUGAAGCCCUCUCCUCUGAAUAAAACCCUGGCUGAUCACCCUCAUCGCAUCAACAAGCGACAGGCUGAGGUUCCUGGGCCUCAGCGCAAGGACCCUGUUCAUGUGAACUGCUCAACCGCUGUGUGCCUGACCUUCUCCUGUGAGGCCGUGGGGCUGGAGAGAGGCAGGAGUGCUGUGGUCAAGAUCAUGUCCAGACUCUGGGUCCAGAGCUUUCUGAAGAGACCCUAUGAGGACUUCUUCCUGCAGUCCGUAGCCACUUACACUGUGUACAGCAUGCCAUAUAAGGUCAAGCCGGAGGUGCUUCCCAGUGGAUCUGCUGAGACGCAGACAGCGGUGGAGUGGCGAGCUUUGGAGGGGGAGAAGGAGGUGCCAGUCUGGUGGAUCGUCGUGGCCAUCGUCGCUGGGCUCUUCCUGCUGGCUCUCUUCAGUUUCAUCUUCUGGAAGCUUGGCUUUUUCAAACGGAACCGGCCCCCGAAGGAAGACACACAGGAGCUCAAACCUGAGCAGUCGGAGUACGCAGAGAUGCCUCAGUCUGGACAUUAACAGAGUGCCGAGCUUCCCGACACUGAGUUCAUACCUCAGAAGAACCAGUUAGAAGGCAGGUGAGGAGCAGGAGCACACUAAUGGGAUUUGAUGGAGCAUUGACUUGCUCAGAUUUAUAGUAUCCAGCCAAAACACAGACCGACAGCACUCUGAACAGUUACUAUAGAAUAUAUUAACUUGCAUACAGAGCAAUAAAAAGCCAAAUUUCAUCACUCAUGGGCUCUAAUCAUGUUUCUUCAUUUUUUUCCUUUCCUUUGUGUCAAAAGUUAAAAGGUACACUUCUGUAACACUUCUGUUCUGAUGCUUUCCUAUAAUACUAUCACAGUGUUUAAACUCUGUAUGUUCACUGACGUCUUCAUAUAUUACAGUUCAUUCCGGUUUGCAAAUAAAUAUUGCUUCACAUUGCUUUCAGUAUGUUUUGAUGCAGAGAAUAUAUAACCUUUUAUGCUCUUUCAUUGUUACCUUCUUGAUAAUGUUAUCUUUAAAAAUAUAUUUUACUUUUUUAGGUUUUCAAACAUUUUAGAUUUUUGUUUAAAUUGUGAAGUAAUUUGACAUAUGGAAGUUUAUCCAGUGGGCUUUUGGGGUGAAGAGUUAAGUUUUCAGGUCUAACCUGUCACCUUCAUAAUGCUAUGAAUUGAAUUUGCUGUUGAACACGUUGCCUGUUAAAUUCUCACCUUGUGACUUUGUAGAUUAGUUCAGCAUUUAAUUGCACUGUGAUGAUAGCUUUGCAUUACCAAAAGCUGUCUCCUGGUUUGUCUAUUAAAGAGUACUCCUGAGUAUUCAGCAGCAUCAAUAAGGAGUCUAAAGGUUUUGCUAGAUCUACUCCAGUAGCUGUGAUCAGUGCACUUCUCUGUAACGUUCAAGUCUGAAUAGCCCUGAUUCUUAUUAUUCUGUAUGAUGUACUGUAUAAAUUAAAUGUAUUAUUAUUAUAAUUCAUGUGAACUCACAAUGUGUGUU